AACCCCAGAUCAGAAGUACUCCAUGGACAACACUCCCCACACGCCAACCCCAUUCAAGAAUGCCCUGGAGAAGUACGGACCACUAAAGCCCCUGCCCCAGACCCCGCACCUGGAGGAGGACUUGAAAGAGGUGCUGCGCUCAGAGGCUGGCAUCGAGCUCAUCAUUGAGGACGAGGCGAGGCCUGAGAAGCAGAAGAGGAAGGCUGGGCUACGGCGGAGCCCCAUCAAGAAGGUCCGCAAGUCCCUGGCUCUUGACAUCGUGGAUGAAGAUGUGAAGCUGGUAAUGUCCACGCUGCCCAAGGUGCUGUCCUUGCCGACAAAUGUCCUGUCAAGCUCCUCCAGCCUCACGGUGCCAGGCAUCAAAGAGGACACCAGCCUCCUCAACGAGGGCUUCCUGCAGGCCAAGCCCGAGAAGCCGGUGGCAGCCCCGAAGCCCCGAAGCCACUUUCCAGCACCUGCCCCUAUGACCAGUGCCUGGAAAACAGUGGCCUGUGGGGGGACCAGGGACCAGCUCUUCAUGCAAGAGAAAGCCCGGCAGCUCCUGGGCCGCUUGAAGCCCAGCCACACGUCUCGGACCCUCAUCUUGUCCUGAGGGACUUGGUGGUCACGAGCUCAUUCUUGUGUUUACAGGGGGCUGGGGGGACCGAGGUUGGUCUGUGAAUCUGAGAAAAACGCUCAGAUGACCACUUGCAGGGAGCCUUCUGCCACCAGCCCCUCCCAAGACUGCUCAGGUGGAGGCAGAGCAGGGCCACCCGCUGUCCUGUCUCCGAGUCCAGCAGUGGCUGUGGGCGGUUCCUGGUGCUAACAGAACAAAGUCUCACCCCUGGGCCUGCCUGGUCCUCUUCCCAGUGCCACAGGGAGUCCCAUUAGCUCCUCCCAAGCCCUGGUCAGGUCUGGCCUCAUCUCAGACCCCUGCUUAGAACAGGGGACGUGGCCAACGUGCUCCUUCCCUCAACCUGUUAGUACGUUUUCUUGAAAAAUAAAAUUCCCUUUUUCCUUA
Leptonychotes weddellii (Weddell seal) is the source of this 1000-nucleotide messenger RNA. NCBI's taxonomy places the organism in Eukaryota, Metazoa, Chordata, Mammalia, Carnivora, Phocidae. The record is from RefSeq and is a predicted model, not a curated record.